AUGAAUGCAAUUGGGAAAAUCUUUGAGGACCUACUACAGCAGACUGACUGGAGCGACAAAAAGGCGCAGGAGUGGACUGGGAUGAGGGAGGACCGCGUCUCAGCGGACACAGCCACCUUUUCCUUUCGCCACCCGCCUUCAAUCGUGCUGCAGUCAACCGUUACGCCAGUGCGCAUGCGCCGGCUGCACCUAGGAGGGCGCGCCCCCUGGGCAGCCUUAAGUCUGCGCGACUUCGCUGUUCGAGGUGACAAGAGCCGCAGGCGCCGUCUCCAGUUGUGCGCCUGCGUCUUAGAAAGAGGCCGGGCUGGGUGGGGCUUAUACGCCGCGCGUGCGCGCUCGCAACCGUCCAGCUUUUCUGGCGGGAAAGGUGCACGCGCGCCUCACAGCAGUCCUCCAAACGCAACUGUCGUUCGUCGUUCGUGGCUUUCAGGAACUCUAGAGGCAGCUGGACCUUUUCCAGUCCUCCCUGGUGAGAAAGGGAGACUAGUAGCUUCACUGGCAGCUGCGGAGCACCAGGGGUGGCCCAUGGACAUCCCGGAAGGCCAGAGAGGUGGCCCUGCCGCAGAAAUGUACUUCUGGGAGCAGCCUGAGGAAGAGAACCAGAGGACGCUGCUCAGCUUAGAGGAGCAAAUCCUCAACUCCACGUUUGAAGCUUGUGACCCUCAGAGGACAGGCAUUGUGGCUGUGACCCAUGUGCUGUCCUACCUGGAGGCUGUGACAGGCCGCGGGCCCCAGGAUGCACGCCUCCAAACACUGGCCCACAGCCUGGACCCCAAUGGGGAGGGCUCUCAGGCCAGGGUGGACUUGGAUACAUUCCUGGUUGUCAUGAGGGACUGGAUCGCUGCCUGUCAGCUGCAUGGGGGAUUAGAGCUGGAAGAGGAGACCGCCUUGGAGGGAGCCCUGACCUCCCAGCAAGUGCCAUCUGGAUGCCCAGAAGCUGAGGAGCCAGCCAACCUGGAGAGCUUCGGAGGCGAAGAUCCCAGACCUGAGCUGCCUGCCACAGCUGACCUAUUGAGCAGCCUGGAGGACCUGGAGCUCAGCAACCGACGUCUGGCAGGGGAGAAUGCCAAACUCCAACGAAGCGUGGAAACAGCAGAAGAGGGUUCAGCACGCCUUGGGGAGGAGAUACUGGCCCUGCGCAAGCAGCUUCGCAGUACCCAGCAGGCGCUGCAGUUUGCCAAGGCUGUGGAUGAGGAGCUGGAGGACCUGAAGACUCUGGCCAAGAGCCUGGAGGAACAGAAUCGCAGCCUUCUGGCCCAGGCCCGGCAGACAGAAAAGGAACAGCAGCAUCUGGUGGCUGAGAUGGAGACUUUGCAGGAGGAGAAUGGGAAGCUUCUAGCCGAACGGGAUGGAGUGAAGAGGAGGAGUGAGGAGCUGGCCACUGAGAAGGAUACUUUGAAGCGGCAGCUCUGUGAGUGUGAACGCCUCAUUUGCCAGCGAGAUUCCAUCCUGUCUGAGCGCACUCGCCAUGCAGAGAGCCUGGCCAAGACGUUGGAGGAGUACAGAAUGAUGACUCAGGAACUGAGGCUGGAGAUCUCACGCCUAGAAGAGCAGUUGAGUCAAAGCCAUGAGAGGCCGGAUGAGCUAUCUGAAGAAGUCCAGGGAAGAAGAGUGGGCUGGACCAAUCUGCUGCCCCCAUCACUGGGCUUGGAGAUCAAGGCCAUUCAGCAGAAACAAGAAGCAGCAGCUACUGAUCUCUCCAGUCCUCUGUGUGGAGUGUGGCAGUGGAAGGAAGACAUCAAUGAACCUGAUGAGGAAGCUGAAUUCCCACCUGAAUCCCCAGCUAGAGAACAAGGAAACUUCCAGGGAGAGCUGGCACACCCUAGAGAAGGAAGGAAGGAACUGUCGAUGUGGUUACCCAGAAGAGAGGAAGAAGAUGAAGCAGAUAGCAGCCAGACAGCUGACAGCCAGAUCAUGGAUGAUCCUCCUAUUCCUCUGGGAGAGCCUCAUCCUACGGACAUCCCAGGAUGCCCUCCUGAGAGCAGCCCUGCCCAGCCAGAACGUCCACAAUCUCUGGUACCCGUGAUAAAAGAACUGGUCCCAGUCAGGAGAAGGCUCUGGAGUCAGCUCUGCCUGCCCCCACAGCAUCUCAGGGUCACUCGGCACCCACUGAUCCCGGGCCCGGUCAUGGCCCUGCUGCUGCUGCUGCUGCUCUCCAUCCUGCUGUUGGGCCAGUCCCCAUCCCCCACCUGGCCCCACCUCCAGCUCUACUACCUCCAGCCCCCACCAGUGUGAGACGCUCCCCUUCCCACCCAGAGCCCUGUCUAGUUCAAUAAAUCCCCCAGGGUUCUUUGUCCUGUUAGCCCCAUUGUUAUGCCACUGUUGUUGGGCUUAAC
Molecule: messenger RNA, 2336 nt
Organism: Nycticebus coucang (slow loris)
Lineage: Eukaryota; Metazoa; Chordata; Mammalia; Primates; Lorisidae
Gene: KASH5
Product: KASH domain containing 5
Exons: 21
Coding region: 1-2235 (744 amino acids)
Biological process (GO): spindle assembly; spindle localization; homologous chromosome pairing at meiosis
Cellular component (GO): nuclear outer membrane; meiotic spindle pole; chromosome, telomeric region
Molecular function (GO): dynein complex binding
Source: RefSeq, a predicted model, not a curated record